UGCCCCCCCCCCCCCCCCCCCUCGCGCGCCGGGAUUCUCCUCCCUCCCACCCACGGCGCCGCAAAAUGGCCUCGCGCGGAGGAGCCAGCGGCGAGGAGGCGGGGGCGGAGGCGGCGAGGAGGGGCGGAGGCGUUGGGGGAGGGAGAAGGAUGCGGCUGUUCUCGCCGGAGUACUACGCGCUGUGCUUCGGCGGCGGGAUGCUGGCGGCCGGCGCCACCCACCUCGCCAUCACCCCGCUCGACGUCCUCAAGGUCAACAUGCAGGUGAAUCCAGUUAAGUAUAACACUAUAUGCUCGGGACUGAGUUCUCUUGUAAGAGAAGAGGGCGCUUCGUCGCUUUGGAGAGGCUGGGGAGGGAAGCUAUUCGGCUACGGCGCUCAGGGUGGCUGCAAGUUUGGCCUCUACGAGUUCUUCAAGAAGCAGUAUUCUGAUGCGCUGGUGGACAGCAACAGGAGCACGGUUUACUUUCUUAGCAGCGCCUCUGCUCAGAUCAUAGCUGAUGUUGCCCUCUGCCCCUUUGAAUCGGUGAAAGUCCGUGUGCAGACACAGCCCAUAUUUGCAAAAGGUUUGGUCGAUGGCUUUCCAAGGGUGUAUGCCGCUGAAGGCUUGUCUGGAUUUUACAGGGGGCUUUUACCGCUUUGGGGGCGAAAUCUUCCAUUUUCUAUGAUAAUGUUUUCGUCAUUUGAGCAUACCGUGGACUUCCUAUACCAGAAAGUCAUUCAAAAGAAGAAACAGGAUUGUUCAACAGCACAGCAGCUUGGUGCCACAUGCCUGGCUGGAUAUAUUUCUGGUGCUGUUGGUACUGUUGUUUCAAAUCCUGCAGAUAACAUCGUUUCUUCUCUGUACAACAAAAAGGCUAAAAACGUUAUACAUGCUAUAAAAAGCAUUGGAUUGCGUGGGCUGUUCACAAGAAGCCUGCCCAUUCGAAUUACCCUUGUAGGGCCUGUCGUGACCAUGCAAUGGUUCUUCUACGAUACCAUUAAGAUAUUUACUGGAUUGCCACCCAGUGGAGGGCUUCCUCGUGAUCUGGAAAAACUUGACACGUAAUAUGACCUGUUCUACAAAAGUUUAUCGAUACAUUUUUUGGUUUCUCAGAGGCACUCAGAAGUAUUUUACCCACAGUUCUGAGUUCUUGAUGAUUAUGACGAGCGUGAGUGAUUUGUAGUUGUAGGGAACAGUAGCUAACUGAACCAUAUGAAGGAUUUGUAUGUUCUAGACGCAUCUUAGACAACCAUAAGUCCAUGAACUUCAGCACCCCUUUGGCACCUAUGUUACAGCCUGGUGUGUUUUCAGGAUGCUUUGUAGUAUCUCCAUUUAAGUUUGUUAUGUGAGAAAAUGUCAUUUUGUCGUGCAUGCAAAUGAUCGGCUAGAGAUCCAUUGUAAAUAAUGUUGCGAAGGAUGAAAACUGGUAUCAUAGUAUUAUGUUUGAUGUUACUGUUCUUUA
This is a messenger RNA of Aegilops tauschii subsp. strangulata, 1443 nucleotides long. RefSeq names its product mitochondrial phosphate carrier protein 1, mitochondrial. NCBI's taxonomy places the organism in Eukaryota, Viridiplantae, Streptophyta, Magnoliopsida, Poales, Poaceae. Gene Ontology annotation, biological process: mitochondrial phosphate ion transmembrane transport. The record is from RefSeq and is a predicted model, not a curated record. Gene Ontology annotation, molecular function: phosphate transmembrane transporter activity. Gene Ontology annotation, cellular component: mitochondrial inner membrane.